AUGCCUCGCUUUUGACCGUUGGCAUCGCGCAUUCUUUUGCGCAUUCACUCGCUCGCAUCCAUAUCGACACUCGUUUUGUUAUCUACUAAGUAAUUGAUCAGUAACUAUCUCUAAUAAUGUCUACCUCGCAACCUCAUGUCGCCCCACCCGCAACCGGGGCACCAACCACGUCUUCGAAUACACAGGAUUCCAUACCCCAGACCCCAGCAAUACCAUCGGAAUCAGUUACCAGACCGAGUGCGAACACCAACACAAAUGUGAACCAAGACACGCCGAUCACCGCUGCGGGUGCUCCCUCACCCGGUCCAAAUACGACGCCUACUGUAGCCCCACAAGCGACCACAGCCGAUGAGCAACUCUCAUUGAAUGACAAGCUUAAUGCUGGUGACCGAUACUGGAAGUUCAAGUUUGCCAUUAUGGCCGUUAUCAUCAUAGUUGGCUUGAUCGGCAUUGGCUGUUUUGCUUGGCUCAUGACCACGCACACCGGGGGCUCUAAUUACUACAUCCUCGAUGAGUACUGGGCUCUUUGGCCCAGUCUGAUCUCUUGGUCCAUAUCCAUCGCCUGGUGCCUCAUCUGCAUCAUUGUCUUUGUCGUGCGGAAACGCACUGUGCAUCCCGGUUUGCGCGUGUCGAUGGAACUACUCUUAUGGCUGGCCUUUAUCGUCACUGCUCUUUUUGCACUGUUGUCUCUCCGAAACAUAAUGGAUUACGGCAUGUAUGGCGGCCCUGAUGAAUGGGGAUACGACUACUCUAGCUCCAGCUCUAAUGGAGAUUACGUCUUAGCGGCCAACAACACCUGGGUCUGGCAGGAGGACACGAGCUACAUCACCAGUCCCCGCGACUGCACCAGCCGCUACAGUGUCUUCUCCGAGAUGAACUUCAAGGAUUGCGCCGAGCAAGAUGCGUUUGUCAACAAGCUUUGGGCCGAGAAACCGCAACGCUCCAGAGUCAACCUCACGGGUGUCGUAUGCCAGUUCUUCUCCUUAGUCCUACACUUUGUCCUCUUCGUCUGGGCCUGCGUCGACACCCACCGGCGCAAUCGUACAAAAGUUAGCAAGGAUGCUGAGAAACUCGCUGCUGGCAUCGUACAGACUAUGAUUGGCAAUGGUGCUAUCAUUCCUCCACCAGGACAAGCACACAUGCAGGCAGGCAUGGGGCAGAGGAUGUAUUAUCAGGCUCCUCCCCAGGGUUAUCCCGUUCAGCACAUGCAUAUGCAGCAGGCGCCGGGACAGCAACAGCAAUUCGCAAUGCCACAGCAGAUGGGUCAGCAGCAGUAUAUGGUGCCAAUGCAGUACCAUCCAGGACAGCAAGGUGUCGGUGUCGCCGGGCCGAGCAAUGAAAAGGGAGCUGGACCGCGGUAUGCGUGAGGGACAAGUUGAGUGUGGAGGAUACCCUACUGAAAAUGAGGAUACCUAGUCUGAGUAAUUGUGUAGUCGAGAUACCCCCCCAGCAAUAUAUAUUUAGUGACAUUUAUCACGCUUCCUCUUUUCGAUCUUGUUUCGUCGUAUGGUUCCACAUGAGAUAAAAUACCGAGUGAAUGAGAGAAA
Messenger RNA from Bipolaris maydis ATCC 48331, 1547 nucleotides. RefSeq lists its product as uncharacterized. NCBI's taxonomy places the organism in Eukaryota, Fungi, Ascomycota, Dothideomycetes, Pleosporales, Pleosporaceae. The record is from RefSeq and is a predicted model, not a curated record.